AAUUGAAAUUCAAUAUAAUUUCUGGAUAUUGGAGGGUAGUACCAAAAACACUAAAAAAUGUGAGGAAAAAGUAUUAGGAAAACGCUGUGCGACGAGCAAGACCGUCCCCAUAUUCUGAAGGCAGAUGUGACUAACGAAAAUGGACGUUUCAUCGCAAUAAAAACGCUGGAGAAUCGUUUACACACAUGCACUGGUCUCCUGCUGGAUUCCGAAUUGCCUCUGUUUCUACUUGCUCUGUUCAGAAUUGCAUUAUAUACGAGUAACAAGCAGUAAAUGUUCAGCCCAUCGAAGAGACUAAACCAAGCAACCAUAGCCAUGGCUAAGCUUGGGAUGAGUUUCAGCAAGAAAAAGAACGAAAUUGUGAAGCUGAAGAAGCUACAAAAGGGUCUUUUUUUGGGAAGAAGAUGGACUACUGACUCGACCUGCGUGCCUGAAGAUGUAAAGGAAGGGCAUUUUGCAGUUAUUGCGGAGAACGGUGAGGAACCAAGGAGAUUUGUAGUUCCACUGAGUUGUUUGACUCAUCCAAGGUUUUUGAAGCUGUUGGAGAAAGCAGCUGAGGAGUUUGGAUUCAACCAUGAUGGAGCCUUAACCAUCCCAUGCGACCCAAGUGAGCUUGAAACCAUAUUAGCUGAAUCGGGGGUCUCUAGUAAUGUUACUCUCAAUUUCGGUUCCCGGGAAGCCAUGGUACAGAGCAAUUGAAGAAUCAGAAAGGAGCUUUCUUUGACAGAUUAAUGAGUCUCCUUGUAGUCCUGUAACUAGCUAUCCUUUUCAUUUUCAAUGCAUGUUCAGUUCUGUUGGAGCAAAAUAAUAAAAGGAAAUAAGAAAUUCAACUUCUUGUAUAUAUCUCUAUUCAUUUAAUUUGCAUUUUUAAAGAAUAUUGUUACAUGUAUGUUUUGAGAUUGUAAAAGGUCACCGUUCGUUUGCAGAAUGAAUUCACAUUCACUAA
Messenger RNA from Rubroshorea leprosula, 946 nucleotides. NCBI's taxonomy places the organism in Eukaryota, Viridiplantae, Streptophyta, Magnoliopsida, Malvales, Dipterocarpaceae. The record is from the annotation of a GenBank genome assembly.